GACGCACUUCCAAAAACCCGCUGAAAUUCAAAGUGUAUUUGAAAAGGCGUCAAAUGAACAGCCGUUCGAAUCUUUCCGCAGUUUAUGCUCAGCCGUGACUUGUUUGCUUGACCUACACGGACACUUCUGUUGAGGAAGAUCAUGGAUGGGGAAUUUCGAAGUGGGUUGGCGACAGCUUUGAAGAGACAUAGAGAUCCUUUGUCUGACACAGAAGACAAUGUCCACUCGUCUGAUGUCAAUGAUGUUCAGAAAAGGCGUCGCCUGGAGGUGUUGGGCGAGAAGAACGUCAGCCCUACAAAGAAGUCUUCAACUAGAGACCGCCUCCGCUGUGCAGAGCUGGUGAAGCCUGACACCCCUGCUCUCUGCUCUGUCCGCUCCAGAGUACAGCAACUAACCCAGAGACGUGAGGGAGGGCAUGUGCUGGCUCAGAGAUGCCUCUCUGAUCCAGGGUCUGGGGUACCAUCCAUUAAAUUCCAGGAUGGAUUCAAAGAGCACCAUCUUAUUGGUGAGGCAGAAUUCAGCUCGCGGGUGGAGCGGUUUAGAUCCCCCACCACUCCUCAGGCCAGCCCCCUGCCAGCCAACCGGUGGCCCCGUACCCUCUCCAACGCCGUUACCAACUUACAACUGAAACUCGAGGCCAGUGACACGCCCAGCUCCAAACAAGCCUCCCGCAUACGCCAGGAGAGGGAGGAGGAGCUGCGUCUCGUAAGGGCCCAGCCAAUCACAGAGAAUGUCUUCCUAAAGCGAAGCUUCUCUGAUUCCUCACUGACUGAGAGGGCGACCCCACCCGUCUCCUCAUUCUCCCCUUGGAUGAUGUUUAGACGUAGCAGGAGACUGCAGUGGCCACCGUUCCAACCAUGGAAUCAGGCAGACCUCAAUGUGACUGGUGAUGAACCUUUUGGGGUGAAGGACGGCAGCUUUACCGAGACAUCUGUCUUCACAAAGGUCGAUGGMGUGGAGCCUCCAAUUCAAGACACCGGUGAGGUGACUGAGUCCUCAGUUCACAUGGAUGUCCCACCAAAAGAGGUGAAGGGGAGACACAUGGCUGAGCAGCAGGCAGAGUGYACUAUGGACAUUUGUCAGGGAACUUCUCGACCAGAUGAACAUCAUGAGACAGCAGAGGGUCCUGUAGUGAAAGAGCAGCAAAAGGCAGUCUCUCCUGCUCAUGACAAGCAGGAGGAAAGGGAUUUAGUUCACAGGGGGGUGAAGUUCUAUGUUAAUGAUGAGUCCCAUUUAUUUUUAGUUAAUCCUGUGGCAAUGGAGUCCAAAGGAGAUGGUGAGGAGUUGGGUUCUUCUCUAGUUGAGGAGCAGAUGGUGUCCAUACAAGAGAAGGAGAUGAGGUCUUCUGUAGAUGAGGAAGUGGGGUCCCUGAAAGAGGAGAACCGGGAGGUGGGGUCCUUUGUAGAUGAGGAAGAUGUGGCUUCCUCUUUAGKUGAGAAACAGGUGGCGUCUGCUGUAGGUGAGGAAGAGGAGGUAGUUCAGUCCCAACUAGAGAAGGUUGGGGACCUAUUAGGUGAGGAGAUGGAGUCUUCUGGAGUUGWAGAACAAGGGAAAGCAGAAAGUAUUUUAGAUGACAUCCAGGGUGAGAAGUCUGUUCUAGGUGAACACCAGGGGGAGUUGGGUCCAGAGCAGGGAAAGGCCGCAAACGCAUCAGCUGUGUCAGACAGAGAACAGGGAGACUCUGAGCUGCUUACAGACGAGGAACAGACUGAUGAACCACAGUCAGAGGCCAGAGGGUUAAAGAAAGUCACAUUUAUCCUGGAGCCAGAAAUGAUCAAUGACUCAGCCCUGUCUGAGCUGGACUCUUCAUCUAGCUGGAAAAGAGAAAGUAUGUCAGAGGCUGAGCUGAGCUCUCGUGAUGAAACCAACACCGCUGAGAUGAUUGACCUAAUGUUUGAUGAGGUGCUGGAGGCUGCUGCCCAGGGAAGGAUGGAAGAGGAGGGUGAAGAGGACACUGAGGAUCACAACAGUGGCAUAGCCACAGCGAUGCACGGAAUGGAGAAAACAGACACAGAGUUGGACAAGGACAAAGCUGAGGAGGGUGAAGACCUGGAAGAAACCAAGGAACUGGACUCCAGUGCAGAUGAGCUGCUGUCCUUCCCACCCAGCUUUAUCCUCUCCCCUCUCAGCAAGUCUGUGGAAGCUGUGGUCACUCCUAUGAGACUUGCAGCCAAUCAGCUAGCCAACCCUCCAUCCCUACUUCUGACUCCUGAAGAGCUGACCACUCCCCCUGCUGAUAGUGCCCCUCUCUACAGCAUCGAUGCCUACCGCACCCAGAGACAGAGCACCAAGCCAGCCAUUCAGAGUGUAACCCCAAGGGUGCAGAGGCAUGCCGCUGAGAAGUCUCACCCCCAGCCCUGUGUCAACACCAAGGAAAGGAUCAUGGUUCUGAAUGAGGAUGCUGCCAAGCUGCAGACGGUCAUCAAACAGACGUUGCAGGCCCUGAGCUGCUGCACUGACGAGGACCACGGCAGGGGCUCCCUGGAGGAGGCAGAGGCUGAUAAAUUGCUGCUCGUCUCCUGUGAGAAGCGGGCAGCCCUGCUGGCUGAGGUGGCCAGGCUGAAGGAGAGGGGGGGCUCAGUCUCUGAGGAUCUAGAGGGGGGUGAUGGUGAGGGGGACUCCAGCAUGUCCCAGCAGCCCUGCAGGGGCACAGUCAGCAUCAGCAGUGUCCAGCUCCCUCUCAAGGUGGAGUUUGUCUGCUCUGCCCGCACACGAACAGGUCGGCCCACUCAUUAUUUCUUUGUCCUGAUUCGUUAUGGACCCUGCAACAUCGUUGCGACCCCAUUGGCCACGGCAGUGGACGCCCAGAAUGGAGACACCAUCUCCUUCCCCACCUCCAUCACCCUGCAGGACAUUCGCUCCAACUUUGAGAUUGAUGUGGAGGUCUACAGCCUGUCCCAUACCUCAGGGAACACCUGCAAUGUGGAUCUCCGCAGCUCCACCAAGUCAAGGGUCACUCCAAGGAAGCUUCUAAGCACCAUCAAGAGAUCCAACCAAAAUGUAACAUCUUCUACCAUGCCGCACCUGAACACCCGGCGCACCAGCAACUUCUCUCUGGUUGGUUCUCACAAGAUCUCCCUGGCCUCCCUGGGCCAGAGCAAGUUCCCCCUGGACAAGAUGAAGUUUGAAGGCAAAAUCAGGAGACUCCUGGGAGAUGAGUUUCAGGAAAAGGUUCCCUUCCUGUCUCCACUAGAGGGAAACAUAUACCUGCAACUGGACAGCGAGAGCCACUCUAAUGUCCAGCACCAGGGCUUCCUUACGAUGUUUGAGGUGGUGAAUGGAUUUGGAGCUUGGCAUCGACGCUUCUUUGUCCUGGAGGGAAACCACAUGUCCUAUUGGAACCACCCCAAUGACAGAGGCAGCAAGGCAGCAGAAGGCAGCAUCUCCCUGUCUAGUUCCUCUAGUCAGAGUGUGAAGCCAGUGAUGAGAGGCUCCUGUGCUCGCCCCUAUACUUUUGAACUGGUCAGCAGCGUCCAGACUGCACAACAGGAUGACCAGGGCGCUCUGGCCAAGUGCUGGUUCUCAGCAGAUACUGGGGAGGAUCGAGGGGACUGGAUGGAGAACCUGAACCAGGUUCUCCUGGACCUGCAUACCUGGAYUCGCUGCCCCCCUGAACCAUGCUAAAGCACAGCCCAACAACCAGGCCAGCUGUGGGAACAUGAGGGACAGCARUCUGUAACACACUAUUAUAUCAUAUCUUUAUGAAUUCUUAUGAUUACCAUUGGGAGAUUAUUUUAGACAUGGUGAUAUUUUGCCUUUCCUUGGAUUUGUCACUUUCAAUAGCUAUUUAAAAUAGAGCUCCAUCUUGUCCUGUGUUGCAUGAUAUAUAUAUACUAUUUACCUGAGCUUGAAGUAGAUGAUUUAAAUGAAUCCAUAUAAUCUACAAACACUAUUAAAUAGGUUUGAUACGUAGURCAGAAGAGCCCUAACACUAAACGGAUGAUUAGUGCAAUUAUAAUUUUCAUAAGACAAACAGAAAAAAGCCAGACAUGGCUACUGGACAAUAUAAUUUCACUACUACAGCAUUGCUGUAAUGCCCUCGAGUGUAGAAAUCUGUCUCUYGGAAAUAAGAAAUCUGUACCUGACACACAACCUACCUAAUCUAGAAACUUGUGAAUUUAGUGAUUCAACUAGAAUUGCAGUCAAGUUGAGUUAUAGCUCAGUUUUUCAAGUACAGUACUAUCUGCUACGAGGUAAAUAUUGACUAUUUCACAAGUUAAAUUCUUGCUUUCCUUAACUCAAUCUAUUGCUGUGUUGUGCAUAACACAACAGGGGCCUGUCAACAAGAUGGUACCCAAGCACUUCAAAUGGACUAUAGAAUGAUAAGGUGUAUAAUGUUAGUGCCUCAUCUCAUGAUAAAUCCUAGUAGGAGCCUAAAAGGUGAUGAAUGUAUAUGCUGACUGUAGUCAACCUAGUUUUUUUAUUUUCCUUCAUGUGUUUACUGUCAAUCGGUCAUUCUCUUUCUGUAUGGAUGUUAUCCCUAUAAAAUACCUGUCAACAUUCUUUAUAUGCACUUGAUUGAUGAAGGUACUACCAGUAAAUAAUACAAAUGGGUCUAAUGGCA
Molecule: messenger RNA, 4564 nt
Organism: Salvelinus sp. IW2-2015
Lineage: Eukaryota; Metazoa; Chordata; Actinopteri; Salmoniformes; Salmonidae
Product: anillin
Biological process (GO): septin ring organization; mitotic cytokinesis; actomyosin contractile ring assembly
Cellular component (GO): actomyosin contractile ring
Source: RefSeq, a predicted model, not a curated record